GUGGUUUACCAGACAUUUAUAAUGGGAAUCCAGUAGCAUUCAAUGGGACCGAAUUAACAGUGACAUGCCAUACGGGAUUCUUCCCAAACCAGAUAAAAAUGAAGUGUCUGAAUAACAAUAGUUGGUCCGAGGAACAAAGAUGUACUCCACUUUAUGGUUUUCCACUCAAUAUUAGUGACAUUCAGUUAAAGAGUAAUUAUAGACCAUCUGAAGGACGUGUUGAAAUUUUGGUAAAUGGAACGUGGGGGACAAUUUGUAACACUAAUUUUGCUUCUGAAGAUGCGAGAGUUAUUUGCAAAAUGAUUGGAUUAGAAUAUAGCAGUUAUUCCACAAAGGCUAGCCUUAACAGCGGUAGAGGAAGCGGACCUAUCUACGUCAAUAAUUUGAACUGCGUGGGCACAGAAAGUCACAUAAACCUUUGCAGUUAUGAGAUUUCAAAUCACUGUACGCACUAUGACGAUGUGGCUGUAAGUUGUACAGGUACUGAUUUAAUUAAAAUCUGAAAAGUAGAU
Mercenaria mercenaria is the source of this 512-nucleotide messenger RNA. Its product is annotated as scavenger receptor cysteine-rich domain superfamily protein-like. The record is from RefSeq and is a predicted model, not a curated record. The transcript has 3 exons. Bases 99 to 503 code for a protein of 134 amino acids. NCBI's taxonomy places the organism in Eukaryota, Metazoa, Mollusca, Bivalvia, Venerida, Veneridae. Gene Ontology annotation, cellular component: membrane.